AUGCAGUGUGCUUGUUGCGGAUCCUCCUUUAUCGCCGCCAUGAGUCGCGGGUCGGGAGCAGGGUACGAUCAAUAUGCUUUCAAGGCGGUCAAGUCGGUUGGAGUGACGUCCAUCGCAGUGCGAGGCAAGGAUUCAGUGUGCUUCGUGACUCAAAAGAAGGUCCCUGACAAGCUGAUAGACGAGACCAGCGUCACGAACCUGUAUCCAGUCACCAAAGGCAUUGGCAUGCUGGCGACAGGCCUCACAGCCGACGCGAGAUCGUUGGUGCUGAGGGCCCGCCACGAGGCGGCGGAGUUCCGGUUCAAGCUGGGAUAUGACGUGCCUGUGGACUACCUGGCUAGAAGAUUGGCGGACAUGGCUCAGGUGUACACGCAGCAGGCAUACAUGCGACCUCUGGGCGUGGCCACCAUGCUGAUCGGCAUUGACGAUGAGUUUGGCCCCAUGCUGUACAAGUGUGAUCCAGCUGGCUACUACGUCGGUUACAAGGCCACAGGGGCAGGAGCCAAGGAGCAGGAGGCGAUAAACUUUCUGGAGAAGAAGCUAAAGGACGGGAAGCACCAGAACCUGACAGCAGAUGAGGCAGUGCAGUUGGCCAUUUCAGCGCUGCAAGGUGUGCUGUCAGAAGACAUGAAGGCGACCGAGAUCGAG
Closterium sp. NIES-65 is the source of this 648-nucleotide messenger RNA. NCBI's taxonomy places the organism in Eukaryota, Viridiplantae, Streptophyta, Zygnematophyceae, Desmidiales, Closteriaceae. The record is from the annotation of a GenBank genome assembly.